AUGACGUCUGAGGAGAAAUCGUCCAAGCCCAAGAGGUCCAGAAAGGACCACCCCCAGGCAAUUGUCUCUCGUUUCUGGGACAGAUUCCACCACAAGACGCCCGGGAAGGUCACCUCCAUCUUCCCCCGGGAGCUCUACAAGACCAUUGACCCUGAUUUCGUCCCGGCCUCGGCCCGCGUUCGAAAUGCCGCACAGAGCUAUGAGGACGCCCGCACCAAGUGCCUGGAGCUGGUCCGGACUGCUGUCGCGGACUGCGAGAGCACCAAUUCCAAGUUCUGCGACCCCGAGUUUGAUCUCGAGCAGGAUUUCUUCUUCGAGCUUGAUGACUGCCUGUACGGCCUCGAGCGGUGCAACUGCGCCGAGGAGAGCUCCGAUGAUGACGAGGACGAGCAUCACCACCCCAAGCAUGGCGAGCAGUCGGCCAGGCCCAGCAAGUCUUCCCGCUCGUCCAAGUCGAAGAAGCCUCCCCAUAAAUGCAGCAGGAACAAGCCCGCCAACCGGCAGGGCGUGCUCGCGUGCACCGCCAAGACGCGACCGCAGGCCGUCCACCGCAUCCCGUGGAUCUUUGACAACCCCCAAUUCACCGUCGACGGCUUCUCGGGCUCCGACAUCAAGCAGGGUGCCAUUGGCGACUGCUGGUGGCUCGUCGGCGUCGGCAACAUCGCGCACCGCAAGGAUCUGAUGAACAAGAUCUGCGUCGCGCGCGACGAGGAGUGCGGCGUCUACGGCUUCGUCUUCUUCAAGGACGGGGAGUGGGUUCCCACCAUCAUCGACGACAACCUGUAUCUGCACACCGAGGAUUACGGCGCGAGCGAUGAGAUCUACGACAGCAGCGGCAAGAAGACCAGGCUUUGGAAGAAGAGAUACCAAUCUGGCUCCGAGGCUCUUUUCUGCGCCCAGUGCGAGAGUGAGAAUGAGACCUGGCUGCCUCUGCUUGAGAAGGCUUAUGCCAAGAUUCAUGGCGAUUUUGAAGCCAUUGAAGGAGGCUGGUCCGGAUCCGCUGUUGAGGAUCUCACUGGUGGUGUCACCAGUAUGAUUCUGAGCAACCGCGUGCUGCGCAAAGAGAAGCUUUGGCGAGAGCUUGUCGAGGUCGAUGGAGAGAAUGGCGAGUUCGUCUUCGGCUUGUCUGCUUCUGGACCUUCAAACGUCGACAAGAAGAAUGGUCUUCAGCUCAAUCAUGCCUACGCCAUCACCCGCGCGGUCGAGGUGGAGGAUAGCAAGGGAGUCAAGACCAAGCUGCUCAAGAUCAGGAACCCGUGGGGUCAGAAUGCCGAGGCUGGACUUGGAGAGUGGCAUGGCCCUUGGUCGGAUGGAUCCAAGGAAUGGACUCACGAUAUGAUCACCAGGCUUGAACACGAGUUUGGCGAUGAUGGAGUGUUCUGGAUGACCCUUGAAGACACCUUGAGCAACUUCAAGUGGCUUCACCGAACGCGCCUCUUUGACGAGAGAUGGACUGUCGCUCAGCACUGGACUAGCACUCCUGUCAGCUGGAUCCCCGGCUAUCUCCAGACCAAGUUCCUUGUCGAAGUCGAGAAGGAAGGCACUGCUGUCAUUGUCCUGUCCCAGCUUGACGAACGCUACUACCAAGCGCUAGAGGGCCCUUAUGCCUUCAGCAUGGAGUUCCUCAUCCGCAGCGUGGACUCACCCGCCAUUCUUGGCCAGGCAAGAUGCAGCAACCACGAUCCCGCAAACCGCGCCAUCAACUGCGAGGUCUACCUCAAGCCUGGCAAGUACGAGGUGCUCCCCAAGGUCCACGCUGAGCGCUACCCCGGGCGACCACCCGUUGAGGAUGUCAUCAAGAAGUAUGCCAUCCAGAAUCCCCGCAAGCUGCAGCAGUUGGGUAUGCAGCAUGACAUCGCCCAUGCCAAGGUUGGCGUCUUGGAUGAAGAUGAGGUUCAUAUCAGGAAGCAGCUUGAGAAGAAGAGGGAGAAGAGGGAGCAGAAGCGAAAGGAAGAGGCUGAAAACGACAUGGCUCAGGCUAUGGAGAAGAUGCAGCUAGCCAUGGCGGAGAUGCAGCUGGAGCUGAACAAGCAUGAGAGGAACAAGAUGAUCCAGGACAUGGCAGAGAUCAAGGAGAAGCUGGACAAGCGUAUCAAGAAGGAAGGCAAGAACUCCAAGGAUGAUGAUGAGGAGGAGGAGGAAGCAAAGGCCACUCCAGCCAACAAAGGAGCAUCUGCAGCACCUGGUGCCGGAAAGAACAAGAGACGAAACAGGAGAAGAAACCGCAAAGCCAAGGCGGAUGAGGAGGAGAAGAAAGAAGAGGAGGAGAAGGAGAAGGAGGAGAAUGAUGACGAGGAGGAAGAUGAAGAUGAUGAGGAUGACUCUGACUAUGAGGAUUCCGAAGAGGAGGAUUCUGAUGAAGAUGACGAUGAUGAUGACGAGGAGGAAGAGGAAGAGGAAGACGAUGACGACAGUGAUGAGGACAAGCUGCCCUGGAACCCUGUUUGCGUUAUGUGUCUUAGCGUGUAUGCGCAAGACAAGGGGGUUACCGUCAAGGUUUUGGGCGAGGAUGAGGAGGAUUCCGACGAGGAGGAAGAAGAAGAGGAGGAGGAGGAGGAGAAGGAGUAA
Messenger RNA from Clonostachys solani, 2568 nucleotides. Lineage: Eukaryota; Fungi; Ascomycota; Sordariomycetes; Hypocreales; Bionectriaceae. The record is from the annotation of a GenBank genome assembly.